CGAUGAUGGACACGUUCGUGGCGCCGCUGUCGGAGCCGAUAUACCAGCCGGAGGCGAUGUAUUCCCUCGGGAUGGGGCCGCUCGAAGUGGGCGGGACGGACGACGGGAUGAACUUUGUGUUUGACAGCACGGGAACGAACAUGCAGGACGAUGUGCUCGCGACGAUGCAGGCGAUCCGGAAUCCUGCGUGGUGGAAUACGAUGAUGAUGCCCGGGUUCUCGUGGCCUGAGACGAACGGCUACAUGAGCUUCCCGCAAACCGCCCAGGUGCACCUCGGCUAGGCCUGCGGACGCUACUUCCUUCUCCUCUCCCAACACCAACAAACUCUCCCAAGUAUGUUAAGCACGCAAAUCCUAGUUUUCUCCCUCAGUCUCGAUCUCCCCUCUUCAACGUUUCGUAUGCAGUAUGAACGCGAAUGUACCACUAUUUCCUCUCGCCCAAUUUUCAAUCCUCUCUCUCUGCCUUAUCUAUCUAUCUCUCCGUGUCUUCUAUCUUCUCGAUCUCCCGCCUUUCGUUGAUACCGUACGCAGCCCGCGGAUCGAGUCGAAGCGGGUCGUGCGUAGGACUCUGCGUGGCGUGCCUCGGUCUUGGUUUUUCGUUCCGGUUCGUAUGCGAGGCUUGUGUCUGCGUCUGUGUUUGUGUCUGUGUCUGUGUCCUGUGUCUGCCGAUUCACUACUAGUCCUCAGUUGUGUUAGAUAGCAUAUUUAGAUUUGUAUGUCAGUCGC
Heterobasidion irregulare TC 32-1 is the source of this 725-nucleotide messenger RNA. RefSeq lists its product as uncharacterized. NCBI's taxonomy places the organism in Eukaryota, Fungi, Basidiomycota, Agaricomycetes, Russulales, Bondarzewiaceae. The transcript is spliced from 2 exons. The coding region runs from base 406 to 699 and encodes 97 amino acids. The record is from RefSeq and is a predicted model, not a curated record.